Molecule: messenger RNA, 1491 nt
Organism: Lingula anatina
Lineage: Eukaryota; Metazoa; Brachiopoda; Lingulata; Lingulida; Lingulidae
Product: pyridoxal phosphate phosphatase PHOSPHO2
Molecular function (GO): phosphatase activity
Source: RefSeq, a predicted model, not a curated record
UGAUUUUGAAGAGUUGUGUCUUAGCGCCCUCUUUUCUAGAAAUAAAUAAGAGAACCAAUGUCAAGGUCAUAAGAAUAUUUGAUAUUUUGACAUUUUUCUUGCAGAAAAUGUGGAAAUCUGGCCAUUUGUCCCACAUCAGAUUGUAAUAAUUCUGGAGGAAUUAGGUCAUGACGGAGAAAAAAAUUCUAGUCUCCCUUGAUUUUGAUCACACAAUCAUCGACGACAACAGUGACACACAUGUGACAAAGCUGCUGCCCAAUGGAGAAGUCCCGGAAGACACCAAGAGCAUGUACAGCAACAAAAACUGGACGCGCUACAUGGGCGCCAUCUUUGAGGACUUGCAUAAGCAAGGAGUCCUAGCAGCCCAAAUUCACAAAUGCAUGCAUGAGAUAGAGUUCACCCAGGGUAUGACAGAGCUGAUCAAAUACCUGGGCACCAGUGACAGAUUUGAAGUUAUCAUCAUAUCGGAUUCUAAUUCCAUUUUCAUCGAUACCAUUCUUGAGGCCAGUGACCUGAAACAGUACGUGGAUGAAGUCUACACGAAUCCGGCAGAGUUUGACUGCAAUGGCUGCCUCAGGAUUAAUAAUUACCACACUCAAGACUGGUGCGACCUCAGCACAAUCAACCUCUGCAAGGGACACAUUCUGGAAACACAUAUUGCUAAGCAGAAAUCAAAUGGUAUUCAGUACCAGAAGAUUGCCUAUAUUGGCGACGGAAGCAAUGAUCUCUGUGCCUGUUUAAAAUUAGGCCAGGAUGACCUAAUUUUUCCCAGGCGUGGAUUCAGAUUGUUGAAAAAGAUUGAAGCAAUUAAGGAGUCUAAUGGACAAGAAGAUGUGCCAAUGCCCUUAGAGGCAAGCAUACACCCAUGGGACAAUGCUCUCCAUAUAGAAGAAGUCCUACAUAGUCUGUGAUAUUGUGAAUGCUUAGUAAACAUAAUUGUGAUAAACACCUUACUGCUUUACAUGUGGAGUCUAGUGAAGUCAAGGGCUUUUGUCAGUUUUCAUAUCAGAUCAAUUUAGGGAAUGUUUUCAAUGAAAAGUUAAUCAGCGUAGAAUAUGUUUAAGACAUUUAUCUUAUGUUGAUGUACUAGUAGACUUAUUACACUUGACUUCAAAUCUAUAGGGAAGCAAGGCAUUGGCUUCAUUACCAUUUCAGGGUUUAGUUUUUUAGUAUUUAUUGGUCUUCAAAUUUACUGGUACUGUAACUUAAGUGCAAUCAAUAAUUAUUUAUUUAAUAUCAUCAUUUACUAGUGUAUUUGGUGCUACAAUUAUAUAAAUUGUUAAAAAGUUGAUUUUUUUUCAUGAUUUUUUGUGGGGACAGACAGUUUUCUUAUACUCAUUGUGGGUUAAACCUCCAAAUUAAUUAAUUAAUUAUCUAGUCUAUCAGUGACUCUGUGUGAUAUUUUGCUCGUCUGUUGGUGAUGCAGUAACAACUGUAACACACAGACUAGAAAUUUACUUGCCAGUGUAAGCAGCCAGAAUUAAAAAAAAA